AUACGUCACACUAGUUGACGUGGAGGAAAGGAGCGUGAAUGACUGUGAUCAUCUCGUUUACUGCUCUCAAACAUUCCGCAAAAUGAUCAAGAAAUUUGACAAAAAGGACGAGGAGUCUGGAAGUGGCUCAAACCCCUUUCAGCAUCUGGAGAAGAGUGCUGUACUACAGGAGGCUCGGAUUUUCAACGAGACACCCAUCAAUCCGAGAAGAUGUCUGCAUAUCCUCACGAAGAUCAUCUACCUGCUCAACCAGGGUGAGCACUUUGGAACCACAGAGGCCACUGAAGCUUUCUUUGCCAUGACAAGACUGUUCCAGUCUAAUGAUCAAACCCUGAGAAGAAUGUGCUACCUGACUAUAAAGGAGAUGGCCAACAUCUCAGAGGAUGUGAUCAUUGUUACAAGCAGCUUGACAAAAGACAUGACUGGUAAAGAUGAUGUUUACAGAGGACCGGCAAUCAGAGCUCUCUGCAGGAUCACUGAUACCACCAUGCUGCAGGCGAUUGAACGAUACAUGAAACAGGCCAUCGUGGACAAAGUGCCCAGCGUCUCCAGCUCUGCUCUGGUCUCCUCACUGCACAUGGUGAAGAUGAGCUUUGAUGUGGUAAAACGCUGGGUCAAUGAAGCUCAGGAGGCGGCUUCAAGUGACAACAUCAUGGUGCAGUACCAUGCUCUGGGUCUUCUGUACCACCUGAGGAAGAAUGACCGUCUGGCUGUGACUAAGAUGCUUAACAAAUUCACCAAAUCUGGCCUCAAAUCCCCAUUUGCUUACUGCAUGAUGAUUCGCAUUGCCAGUAAGCUGCUGGAGGAGACAGAAGGAGGGCACGAUAGCCCGCUGUUUGACUUCAUUGAGAGCUGCUUGAGGAAUAAACAUGAGAUGGUAGUUUAUGAAGCAGCCUCCGCCAUUGUCCACAUGCCCAAUUGUACCGCUCGUGAGCUGGCUCCUGCUGUGUCUGUUCUCCAGCUGUUUUGCAGCUCUCCCAAAGCAGCCCUGCGUUAUGCAGCUGUACGGACCCUUAAUAAGGUGGCAAUGAAGCACCCGUCAGCGGUGACCGCAUGCAACCUGGACCUGGAGAACCUGAUCACUGACUCCAACCGCAGCAUCGCCACCCUGGCCAUCACCACCCUGCUGAAGACCGGCAGCGAGAGCAGCGUGGACCGCCUCAUGAAGCAGAUCUCUUCCUUCGUCUCUGAGAUCUCAGACGAGUUCAAGGUGGUUGUGGUCCAGGCCAUCAGUGCCCUGUGCCAGAAGUAUCCCAGAAAGCACAGCGUGAUGAUGAACUUCCUUUCAAACAUGUUGAGAGAUGAUGGUGGCUUUGAGUACAAGAGAGCCAUUGUGGAUUGUAUCAUCAGUAUCAUAGAGGAAAACCCAGAGAGUAAGGAAACAGGCUUGGCCCACCUGUGUGAGUUUAUCGAGGAUUGCGAGCACACCGUACUUGCCACUAAAAUCCUCCACCUGCUGGGGAAAGAGGGCCCACGUACCCCCACCCCCUCCAAAUACAUCCGUUUCAUCUUCAACCGUGUGGUGCUGGAGAGCGAGGCGGUGCGGGCAGCUGCUGUAAGUGCGCUGGCCAAGUUUGGAGCUCAAAACGAUGACCUGCUGCCAAGUGUUUUGGUUCUGAUGAAGAGGUGUAUGAUGGACAGUGAUGAUGAGGUGAGAGACCGAGCCACAUUCUACAUGAAUGUCCUUCAGCAAAAGCAGAAGGCCUUAAAUGCCGCUUACAUCUUUAAUGGUCUGUCCGUAUCUGUUCCCGGACUGGAGAAAUCCCUUCACCAGUACACACUGGAGCCCUCUGAGAAACCAUUUGACAUGAAGACCGUUCCCUUGGCCACCGCACCCAUCACCGAACAGAAAACAGAAAUCGCACCUGUGGCAACAAGCAAACUACCUGAAAAGCUUGCACCUUCCCGUCAAGACAUUUACCAAGAGCAACUUGCAGUCAUCCCAGAAUUCCAGGGCCUGGGUCUCCUGUUCAAGUCGUCCGAGCCAGUUCAGUUAACAGAAGCAGAGACGGAGUAUGUGGUGCGCUGUAUCAAACACACUUUCGCAAAUCACAUGAUCUUCCAGUUCGACUGCACCAACACGCUGAACGACCAGCUGCUGCAGCGGGUUUUGGUCCAGAUGGAGCCAUCGGAGGCAUACGAGGUGCUACAUUACGUACCUGCACCAAGUCUCCCCUACAACCAACCCGGCUCCUGCUACAGUCUGGUCCGGUUACCAGAGGAUGACCCCACAGCAGUGUCUUGCACGUUCAGCUGUACAAUGAAAUAUCUGGUCCGGGACUGUGAUCCCAACACGGGAGAGCCUGAUGAUGAUGGUUAUGAUGAUGAAUAUGUGCUGGAAGAUUUAGAGGUGACAGUCGCUGACCACAUACAGAAGGUGUUAAAACCAAACUUUGGUGCAGCGUGGGAGGAGAUCGGAGACGAGAAUGAGAAGGAAGAGACGUUUGCUUUGGCCACAGUCAGAACUUUAGAUGAGGCAGUAAAUAACAUUAUCAGCUUCUUGGGCAUGCAGCCUUGCGAACGCUCAGACAAAGUUCCUGAAAACAAGAACUCGCAUGUUCUGUUCCUAGCAGGUGUGUUUAGGGGAGGUCAUGAUGUAUUGGUGAGGUCACGUCUGGCUCUGGCUGAUGGGGUCACUAUGCAGGUGACUGUUAGGAGCACAGAUGAGAAUGUGGUCGACGUCAUCCUGGCUUCUGUCGGCUAAACGAGUAAUGUUUGAGUGACCUGGUCACAUGCCAAUCAAUCUGGGUCGUUGUGCUUUUAUAUGUAUAGCUAUACAGUAGCUCUAUGUUUCUCACAACCAUCUUGUGGUUUAAGCUUGCCAUGAAUCCUCUGCGUCUGAAACAUCCUCUUUUUUUUAUUUGGUCUGUUCUGUUCGGAGAGAUUUCUAAAAUAUUGUGGCACUUUAAUUCAUGUGGAACAGAUCUAAACAUUGUUUCUCUGGUAUUUGAGCUGUUUUGGCCUUGUGUCACAGCUCAGGGGAAACAGUCCUUUACUACAAACCUUUUCAUUUAUCAAUAAAACAGUCUGCAAG
Messenger RNA from Sinocyclocheilus anshuiensis, 3034 nucleotides. Its product is annotated as coatomer subunit gamma-2. Gene Ontology annotation, cellular component: endoplasmic reticulum-Golgi intermediate compartment; Golgi membrane; COPI vesicle coat. The coding region runs from base 83 to 2704 and encodes 873 amino acids. The record is from RefSeq and is a predicted model, not a curated record. The transcript has 24 exons. Gene Ontology annotation, molecular function: structural molecule activity. Gene Ontology annotation, biological process: protein secretion; intra-Golgi vesicle-mediated transport; endoplasmic reticulum to Golgi vesicle-mediated transport. Lineage: Eukaryota; Metazoa; Chordata; Actinopteri; Cypriniformes; Cyprinidae.